Molecule: messenger RNA, 415 nt
Organism: Meloidogyne enterolobii
Lineage: Eukaryota; Metazoa; Nematoda; Chromadorea; Rhabditida; Meloidogynidae
Source: the annotation of a GenBank genome assembly
UAUCUUGAACCCCACAUUAAUUCCAAACACUCCGACUGAUCUUUUUCCACCCCUAUUCUAAUAAGACAAUAAUUUUCUAAAUUGGAAAAACUGUAUUAGUUGAACUAGAGGAGAGACUAAUUAAGAAAGAAGGGCUAUUUUAAGAAAUUAAUAAAAUUUUAAAUAUUUGAUACAUAUUGUUAAUGGUUUUUUUACUUUUUUACUUUAUUAAAUAUUCUUCAAUAGAUAAAUUAUAUUAGUACUUGAUUAAAAAAUGUUAUUUUCUGGUGGUACGGCAGGAACAAAAGGAACUCCUCCAAAAGAAUCUAAAAAAGAACGUAAACCCGAUAAAGAAGAAAAAUAUGAAAUAAAAGAGGCAGUAUUUUUACGUUGGGCUAAUUCAAUAAUUGAUGGAGAUUUACAAGAUUUAAGGUAA